Messenger RNA from Neolamprologus brichardi, 669 nucleotides. NCBI's taxonomy places the organism in Eukaryota, Metazoa, Chordata, Actinopteri, Cichliformes, Cichlidae. The record is from RefSeq and is a predicted model, not a curated record.
AUGUGGCUGUUCCCUGCUCAGAAGUUUAAGUACGUGUUGGAGGAAGUUCACACCUGUGAAGGAUCUCUGAAUAACCUACAAGAAGAGCUGACGUUCUCCAGCCAACGUCUCCCUCUGAUCCAGGAUCAGUUUUCCAACUUUUCUGCUCGGCUGGAGCCCUACAACUACCUGCACUCCCAGGGCCUGUAUACAGAACUGUCCCUGCGCCAGCUGGGCCAGGAGCUCAGCCAGUUACAGGUGGACAUCGAUGUGGUCCACAGCCAGCUUAACAACUCCGAGACACAGAAACUCUCCAAAGAGGCUGAUAGACUACAUAAACAUGUAAACAAGAUGCAAACAAUAGACACGCUUAACAUGAAGACUGUGAAGGAGAAACUGCGCUACCUAAAGAAUAAUGUGGAGACCUGCAAGUCAAUCCCCAAAGACUUCAGAGCGGUAGCUGCAAAGACAACAGGUGAAGCCUGGAUAGCUGCAGUGACCGACUCCUCAUCAUCUGACCGCAUCCUGGCCAGAAAUGAGGCAGGAGAUGAGAGGUCUGACCGAGACUGUGAGGAUGAGCGGCUUAUCCGUGGCAGAGAGGUGGAUAAAGGUGACUCAGGCCUGGAAAAGAGCCUCAGCGAGCCAACCCAAAACUCCUCGGGGCCCCGAGGCUGUGGUGGAGAACGCUGA